Molecule: messenger RNA, 989 nt
Organism: Tripterygium wilfordii
Lineage: Eukaryota; Viridiplantae; Streptophyta; Magnoliopsida; Celastrales; Celastraceae
Product: aquaporin NIP2-1-like
Exons: 5
Coding region: 46-936 (296 amino acids)
Biological process (GO): transmembrane transport
Cellular component (GO): membrane
Molecular function (GO): channel activity
Source: RefSeq, a predicted model, not a curated record
AGUUUUUCUUCAUCUGUCUUUGGUGGAUAUUUUCUUGUCUCCAAAAUGGAUCCAAGUCACAGCACAACAGCCAAAGAGGAGCUGGUCUCAGUGGAAAACCCAAAAUCACAAAACCCAAAGCUUUCUCUUCAAAUUUGGAGAUCAUUUGAAGAACAAUACCCACCUGGCUUUCUCAAGAAGGUUAUUGCAGAAAUUAUAGCAACCUAUCUAUUGGUGUUUGUGACAUGUGGGUCAGCUGCCCUUAGUGCAAGUGAUGAACACAAGGUCUCAAAGCUUGGAGCAUCAGUCGCUGGUGGACUCAUUGUGACUGUCAUGAUAUAUGCAGUUGGACACAUCUCUGGUGCACACAUGAACCCAGCUGUGACUCUGGCUUUCGCCUGUGUAAAACAAUUUCCAUGGAAACAGGUUCCAUGUUAUGCUGCAGCUCAAUUUACAGGGGCAAUUUCUGCUGGUUUUACACUGCAAGUGCUGCUCAAACCUAUAAAACACCUUGGCACCACAGCACCUUCUGGGACGGACAUUCAAGCUUUGAUCAUGGAAAUAGUUGUUACUUUUUCUAUGAUGUUCGUUAAUUCAUCCAUGGCAACUGAUGCUAAAGCUGUAGGUGAACUGGCAGGUAUUGUAGUUGGUUGUGCUGUAUGCAUAACAUCAAUCAUAGCAGGGCCAAUAUCUGGAGGAUCAAUGAACCCAGCAAGGUCCAUAGGUCCAGCUCUUGCUAGUGCAUACUACAAGGGAAUAUGGGUUUAUGUUGUUGGACCAGUGACGGGAACACUCUUAGGUGCACUGUCAUAUAACCUGAUUCGGGACGCCAAUGAGCCUCUCCAAACAACUUCCCCGGGUUCAGUUUCCUUCAAAAUCCACCGAAGGAAGUGCCACAAUGAGCAUAUUGAUGACAAAGGCUCCUGUGAUCUUUUAAGGAACCAACUGGUCGUAUGAAUUGUUAGUAUCUGUGCAUAGUUCAAAGUUUAAGUUUAAUAUGUUUUCCCAAG